Molecule: messenger RNA, 891 nt
Organism: Haliotis rubra (blacklip abalone)
Lineage: Eukaryota; Metazoa; Mollusca; Gastropoda; Lepetellida; Haliotidae
Product: U4/U6.U5 small nuclear ribonucleoprotein 27 kDa protein-like
Exons: 8
Coding region: 47-502 (151 amino acids)
Biological process (GO): RNA splicing
Cellular component (GO): precatalytic spliceosome
Source: RefSeq, a predicted model, not a curated record
CCGCUAGAGGGCGCAACGUUCGCUGAACGAAACAGAAGAGAGCAAAAUGCCAAAAGAAAGAUCUCGUUCGCCUCCAAGAAGAGAUCGUGAGAGACGACGAUCACGUUCACGGGAGAGAAGACACCACAGGAGGAGGAGCAGAUCCCCAAGAGCCCGGCGUUCACGGUCUCACUCCCCAAGGAGAAGAUCACGGUCCGUGUCACCAGGCAGAUCAGAGAGGAGGAGUACGUCCAGAGAAAAGGAAGCAAGCAAGUCUUCAGACAAGCCUGUACAGCUGAAUUCAUCACAUGUUGCUAAUAAACCCAAGUUAGACAAACAGACAAUGUCGAAAGAGGAAACAGAUAUGAUGAAAAUAAUGGGAUUCUCUGGCUUUGAGACAACAAAAAACAAGAAGGUCGAAGGCAAUGAUAUUUAUGUGACUAACCUCCAGAGGAAGCGAAGAUACAGACAGUACAUGAACAGACGAGGAGGGUUCAACCGUCCGCUGGACUUCAUUGCGUGAAUGUUGAUUCUUGGCCAGUGUAUGAGUGACCGAGCAUCUUAAUUAACUCUUAAUCUGUAUUGCAUGUCAGCAUGCAGAUAUGUCUGCCUUUCCAGUUUGGACGGCAUCAUUACAAUAUUUUGAAUCAGAUUCUGCCAGUGCAGUGUAGUGAAGCAUAUGCCAAGCUUUCCUGACCACUAAUUCAGACAACUGUUGACCUUGCUACAGGCAUUGUUAUCAAGGCAGUCAAUUUCUAAUUAUAUUUACUCUUUUUCACCGUAACAUACAAAGGUUACAUUUGGAAAGUUUUAAUGAAAAAUUGUAAUGUUUACUCUCACGCGGAACUAAACAUUCUUAUAGUGAUCAAUAUUUUCCUAAAUUAUUUCAAAAUGCCUCAUGUCUUGCAUCUG